This is a messenger RNA of Spirodela intermedia, 4759 nucleotides long. The record is from the annotation of a GenBank genome assembly. NCBI's taxonomy places the organism in Eukaryota, Viridiplantae, Streptophyta, Magnoliopsida, Alismatales, Araceae.
AUGGAUCGGAUCGUCGGCAGCAAAUAUAAGCUUGGACGAAAGAUCGGGAGCGGAUCGUUUGGGGAGAUCUAUCUAGGUGCGAUCUGCGUACUCUGGUCGGAAUUGUGUCCUCUGAUGUAUUUUUCUGUGGCCACUGACGACAAGUUUCGUCCCUUACAGCCACUCAUGUGGACACCUUUGAGACCGUCGCUGUAAAGAUCGUAAGGCUCCCUUGCCACCCAUUAUGUGUGAUUUUUUUUUUUGCUCUUGGUCGCUAAACUUUCCGUCGUGGGGUUGAGCGUUUCUGGGAGGUUGCUGCGUGUCGACGUUUAUCGUUCUUUAGUCCCCUUCAAUUAUAUGCGUCUGCGAAAUGAUGUUAGUUGCAGCUCAUUGUGAUACAUUCGCUGCAGUUCCUAAGAUCCUGUUUCAGGGUUCUGUUCCGUGUGCCUGACCUGUUCUUAAUUGGAAAAUGUCUCGCACGUUUUUGAAAGUGUUAAUUUUUUACACUUCUCCACUUUUUGAUUUAGCACUUUUGGGCAGGUCUUUUUUGAUUUCUCAAGAUUGUGGAUUUUUUCCAUGUUAUGAUGAUGAGGUAUCUUUUGCCCGUGUAAUUGCGUUAUUUACGGAUGGAAGCUACCUGGUCUUGGUGUAGUAUGUAUUCUCUCUAGGGUUUCCUGUUUAAAUGUGCAAAAACUCAUUUAUUUAUGCUUCUCCACCUUUCCAUUACGGAAAUUUCAAUUUUUCAUAACGAAGAACCUUGAUAGACAUCUUUGCAUUGUUCUUUUAUAGGAAACCAGCAAGACCAAACAUCCCCAGUUGUUUUAUGAGGCGAAGGUCUAUAAAGCUCUUCAAGGAGAAGGUACGUGUAUCUUUUUUUUUUAACAUGAUUAUUGUUAAUGGUCGUUACACAAUUCUCUUUUCUUUGGUUCAGCUGGUCUUGCAAACAUCAGGUGGUGUGGAAAAAAUGGGGAAGACAAUGUCCUUGUUCUUGACUUGCUUGGGCCUAGCCUUGAAGACCUCUUUGUUUAUUGUGGAAGGAAGUUUUCACUGAAGACGGUCUUGAUGUUGGCUGACCAGAUGGUAAGAUAUUUUUGUACGUUAACUUCUGGAAUCUUUUUCAUUGUGCACCUUCAAAUCUUAUGGUCAGAAUUUUUAAGUAAUAUAUUAUUCUCUGUCUUGUUGUCCAUCACAGUUACUUUGAUAGAUAACGUUCUCAAGUGGUUCUUAUUUUCCUAAAAGCAUUAAACGUCAAGCCUUUUUUGCCUGUUUUUUUUCCAGAUUCUUGACUGUUAUUUUUUUCCUUUGCUCAAUUCACCUUGUGGCAGGCGUGUGUUUAGAGACAUCUCUUUUGUUUUGUCUAUAUCGUGGUUAAAUUCUAGGUUAAUGGAUCCAAUAAGAGAGAAUAAUCGUGAAGAAUGAAGUUGUUGCUUUUUGGAUGAUUGCCUUCAGAUCACCAGAAUUGAGUAUGUUCAUGCGAAAGGAUUUUUGCAUCGGGACAUCAAGCCAGAUAACUUUCUCAUGGGUCUUGGUCGGAAAGCAAACCAGGUAAAGAUCUCAAUUUAAUAUUUCUUUUUGGUCUCAACGUGUUCAAUUUAAUGCUCCUAAAUGGAUUGAAUUCUCCAGGUGUAUAUCAUUGAUUUUGGACUUUCCAAAAGAUAUCGUGAGCCUAGCAACCGGCACAUUCCAUACAGGUAACUUCAUAAAAAAUCUGAGCUUGCUUCAGGACAGUUGGUUAAGUUGUUUUGGGAAAACAUUUGAAUUUGGUCCCUUGAAGCCAUUUUCACAGGUUGAGAAGUCAAGCAGAUCUUUAUAUUUGAUGCUCAUUCCAUAUGCUUUUGCUAAGAAUUAAUUAGAAAACGCAAUGUAAACUUGUAUUGCUCUAAUUUUAUUUUCUUUUUGCCUCAUUCAGAGAGAACAAAAGCUUAAUUGGUACUGCACGUUAUGCUAGUUGCAAUACUCAUCUUGGUAUUGGUAGGUCAUCUUCCAAACAAUAACUAUUUAGUCUUUGAUUGGAAUGCUCCACAUUUUUACCAGAAAAAUCUAUUUCAUUUGGUCUCUGUUUUUUCUUUUCUUCAGAGCAAAGCCGGCGGGAUGAUUUAGAAUCACUUGGCUAUGUCUUAUUGUACUUUCUGCGAGGGAGGUAUAGCAUUUGGUUAUAAUUUCAUUUUUUAUGGUAUUUUUCUACGUCAUUCAUUCUUUUCACUUGAUUUUGGGGAACAUUUUUUUUCUUCUCCAAAAUUUUGUCAAACAUGCGCUGGUGCUUGUUCUCCCUUUUUGCCUCGGCUUGAAAGACUAACAAUCAUGAUUUUUUGGUGAUAUGUUGGUUACUAAUGAACGUGUUGUUGCUAUGUAAUGGAUCAUUAGCCCUGUUGCUACUCAUUUUGUAGUUUACUUAGGAGAUUGCCUGGAUAUCUGAUGACAUUAGUUGUGACGAUCACCCAUUUUGUUAAUAUGGAUGAGGAAUGGUUUCUGUUUCGAGGAGAAUGUACUAUUCUGCAUGAUGAAGUUGGUCCACAAUCCCAUUGUCCAGCGGUUUAUAGCACAAGGACUUCUGCAGCUACAAUUUUUUGUUAAAUUCAACGAGUGUCGGACUGAUAGAUCCACUGUCUACAAAAUUCGGUUUGGCAUGGUUUGGCAUCAUGUUUGAACCUAUCCACCUCAAUUUUUAUUUGGUUCAUCGUAAACUAUAAAGUAAGAACGUUUGGAGGUGGAUAAAUUUUUUCAUUGUAGCAGUAUACAUCAUUUAUCCCUGUGAUAUAUAAUUUUUUUUUGGAUUAUUGGUCUGAAAAUUUUCUCUUUGAGAAUUCCCAGGCGACAACUUUUCUUCAUCUUUUAUUGCUCCGUGCAGUCUUCCAUGGCAAGGCCUAAAGGCUGCCAACAAAAAGCAAAAGUAUGAGAAAAUUUGUGAGAAGAAACUUUCAACCCCAAUUGAGGUGUGUAUUAUCAAGUUUGCUGUUCCCAUAUUCAAUUGUUUAAAAUACGCAAAUGUCGGUCUGCUACUGAAAGACCAAUUUUCUUACAGGUUUUAUGCAAAUCACAUCCAGUCGAAUUCGCGUCAUACUUCCACUAUUGUCAUUCACUGACUUUUGACCAGCGACCUGAUUACGGGUUUUUAAAACGAUUGUUCAAGGAGUUGUUUAUUCGUGAAGGUAUCAACUACCAAAAGUACAAUUUUGUGUUUUAUGCUUGUGGUCCGUGACUUAUCUAUAUAUAAUUAAUGCCUGACUUUUCCCCAAAGACUCAAUAGUAGUGUUUCCUUUGAUGUAGCUCAUAACUUUGCUGAUGGAAUGUGUUAAUUUCUAUUGGAUGCAGGACAUGAGCCUAAUUACGUCUUUGAUUGGACCAUUUUAAAAUACAACCAAGCUCAGAAAGUAAAGCCACAGCUUCAGCCACGACCUGAAAGUCAGCCUCAAGCUCUGUUUUCUGUUAGUAUUCUGUCCAUGGUCAGCCAUAUGAAGUAUUGAUUAGUUCAGAAUUUCUGUUGUAAAUUUGUACACAUGGGGAUUUUGAUUGUUCAAUGGGUGAUUUUCAGUUCGUUUAAAUUUCUCCUGUUUGACUAACAGACUUAAUGGGGUAACCAAUAUCAAUUGGUGCUUAAUUUUGGAUGUUUCUAUGGAGGUAGUACGAAAGUUCCAUCUGUAGCCCUUCUGACUUUUGAUGGGUAAAUUGCAGCCAGAGGCGGAAAGCAGGCCAAUGCCAAUGGAUGUUGAUAAGCAUCAAGGUGGUGUUCAAUCUCGUGUAAUAUUUUCUGCAUCAAGUUGCACAUUUAGUUCUAUCUGAAAGUGCUAGAAUAGUUUUUUGCUAAAAUAAUUUUCUUGUUACGGAACAGGCUUUCACAUGGUGCUAGGAAAAUGAGCUAACAAAUGUUAAUUCUUCUCUUUUGUAUAAAUAAAAUCAUAUUCUGAAUCAUAACAUUACCUCAAGAUAGGAAGUGGGAUUUUUAUUGAAUAAAAUUAAUAUUUCCUUGUUAAUUUAUAUGAUUCGUAUUUAUCGUCUCGUUUUUUUCUAGAAAACAGAUUUCUGUUUAACUAUGCUUUUGGGAAAAGUAUUCCUUGCAUCAGAUUAGCGCUUGACAAAUUAAAAUGUGCUUAUACUAAUAUCACAUUUAGUCAAUCAGCAAGCAGAACAUUGGCAUUAAACUCAGUAUUGUUCUCGUUGCUAGCAGAAACGAUGCAAUUCUGGGUUUUGUGUUACUAUCUGAGAACGUGUGGUAUCUAUCUGAUAUUACGUAAACAUGGUUCUUCUUAUGCAGUAGAAGUAAGAGAGCAUCCUGGAUCCAGUACUGCCGUUCAACUUGGCAGACGGAUGCAAUUCAGGUCUAGAGCAGAUGAGAACACUCAUGGCAGCCACCAUCAUGAAAAAGCGGUUUGUUGUCCAAUACCAUAAAAUAGAUAUUUAUGUCUCUUCUUCAAGUGGAAUCCUGUUUUUAGAACUUUUUGAAUCACCUUGUUUAAAACUUCUUCAUCUCUAUGAUCCCUGACCGUAUGAUGACAUUAUAUUUCCGAUUUCAAUGAAAUAUUAUUGCAUUGUUACUAUCCCUUCCUAUACUUGAUCUUCUUAGUUUGACUGGAUUCGUCCUUCACAGGGACCGGGCAUUGGUGUUGAUGAAAUGAACUCCCCUGCACUAGUGAAUCUUUCUGGUUCUUCCUCAAAAAGGAGUAACGUGCCCAGGCCUUUUGGUUCAAUUGAUACUACGCACCUCGGUCAAGGUUCAGGAAGCAAAAAUACUUCAUCAGACAGUUGGAUUCCUACCUUACAGAGGAAUUCAUCUGCAAAAUGA